UAGAUUAAUCAGCUGGUGUCAGGCCUGUCUCCAGCCUCGGCCGCUGCUUCGCCGCCAUAGUCCUCCUACCUAACACGACCUCUCCGCUCCGAUACCUCCGUUCGACUGUGACAGAAGCCCGCUUCGCCUUUUCUCACCUCUCCCGUCAUUCCCCCCUCCGCAACCCUGCAUACAUACACACACUGGCGCUCACCGUACGCCCCAGCUACAAAGACGGACAGCAAAACGGCUCCCACCUCUUCCGCCGCCCUUCUCCUUUCUAUCCUCGAUCGACUGUUCCAUCCUCCCUAGCGACGGGCUGCUGAACAUAGACGAAGAAUACGUAUCACCACUAAGCGUUUCCGGUACUCAAGCGGUAGAGUGGCGGGUGUUUGGGUUUUCCUGGGCAUUGCAAAGGGACUGGAUCGCACGAUCGGAUCACGGUACUUACCCCUCGGGAGCCGAUAACACCUGACACGAGGCCAUGGGAAACCAAAACUCGAAGGAAGGAGGGGGCUCCAAGAGCUCGGGCGGCGCAUCUUCCGGCGAUCGCGCCGAGAAUCUGCAAUCCUAUCCGUCGUUUGGCAAGUCGGAAACCAAGGAGUCUGCGCGGUCCUUCAAGAACCUUCGAUCGAAAAUACCCGGUGGGAAAUCGGACAGCCCUCGAGCCUCGACCAUCAUUUCGAACGGGGAUGCCUCUGGUGACAAGUCGGACGCGGCGUCGGUGCGAUCCUCGAGGGGCAGCAAGUCGAGAGCAAGCCGGGGUGACUCUGCCGCCUCGACCCCGUCCUCCAGGUCACCGCAAUCCGGAGAAGCCGCGAGCUCGCCGUUCGACGAUUCCCAACCGCCGCCGUCACCUAUCCAAUCCACCUCUAUGAGGACCGGACACAGCGACAUCACUGCCGCUCAGGCUUCCGGCGAAGUUGACCACGUGUCGGACCAGCCGCCUUCCGGAGCUGUUAACCCGAACCCGCACAUACAGCAGCAACCCGGGGCACCCAUCUUGGUCAAGAAGGAGAAUGCCAUCAACCCCAUUAUCUCGGUCCCGGGAACAUCCUCGAAGGACGAUCCGUCCGCCGGCGGAGUGGCGAUGAGCGACAUCAAGGAGAUCGACCUCGACGACUUUAUCAAGCGACUUCUCGAUGCCGCGUACGCCGGCAAGGUAACUAAGAGUGUGUGCCUCAAGAAUGCCGAGAUUGUCGCCAUCUGCCAGAGGGCCCGUGAGUGCUUCUUGUCUCAGCCUGCGCUGCUGGAGCUGGAUGCGCCGGUCAAGAUCGUCGGAGACGUCCACGGCCAGUACACCGACUUGAUUCGCAUGUUCGAGAUGUGCGGCUUCCCGCCCACCGCAAAUUACCUCUUCCUCGGCGACUACGUCGAUCGCGGAAAGCAGUCGCUGGAGACGAUCCUGCUUCUCCUCUGCUACAAGCUCAAGUACCCCGAGAACUUUUUCCUCCUCCGGGGUAACCACGAAUGCGCGAACGUGACAAGGGUCUACGGGUUUUACGAUGAAUGCAAGCGAAGGUGCAAUGUCAAGAUCUGGAAGACGUUUAUCGACUGCUUUAACACGCUGCCUAUCGCCGCCAUCGUGGCCGGCAAGAUUUUCUGCGUCCAUGGAGGGCUCUCUCCGGCGCUCAGCCACAUGGAUGAUAUUCGCAACAUCGCCCGCCCCACCGACGUCCCCGAUUACGGCCUGCUCAAUGACUUACUCUGGUCCGACCCCGCCGAUAUGGAAUCCGACUGGGAGGCCAACGAGAGGGGGGUCAGUUACUGCUUUGGCAAAAAGGUCAUCACCGAUUUCCUUGCCACGCACGAUUUUGAUCUCGUCUGCCGAGCGCACAUGGUUGUCGAAGACGGGUACGAGUUCUUUAACGACAGAGUUUUAGUCACCGUCUUCAGCGCUCCGAAUUAUUGCGGCGAAUUUGACAACUGGGGGGCAGUUAUGUCCGUGUCUUCGGAGCUCUUGUGUAGUUUCGAGCUUCUCAAACCCCUCGACUCGACGGCGCUCAAGAGCCACAUUAAGAAAGGCAGGAACAGACGUAACAAUAUGCUGAACAGCCCGCCCGCCAACGUGCACCCCCAGAGCUUUUAAGUCUUUGAAGGACCGCGCAGGAGAUGAGCCUUACCGAACAACCGUAUGGGCGAUUUCAUGUCGCAUGGAAACGGAUUGAAGGUCCCAAGAGGAUUCGGGGAGGGGCUAGAGAAGAUAUCCUUAUGCCAACAGGCCUUUCUCACGCCUUAAACGGCAUGGCCGCCGUGCCAAGCUACAAGUCCGGUGCGCGAGAGAAGAGUGGGGCUGGGUUUAGCGGCAGGUCCUAACGCCAAAUCGACUUGGCUUGGUCAAAUCUACCUCGAGGCAGACGGUACCACGGGUGUAGGAGGGGAGGUGAGGGCGUAGCCGCCCGAGCGAGCGAGUGGGGAUGACGAAGUAGGCCAGAAACGGCUCUGCUUCAACAGUAGUGGUCACAGCCGAUGGGAUCGCCAGGGGACGUCGGGGAGUAAAAAGGAAGGGG
Messenger RNA from Durotheca rogersii, 2489 nucleotides. Its product is annotated as phosphoprotein phosphatase PPZ. Gene Ontology annotation, molecular function: protein serine/threonine phosphatase activity. The coding region runs from base 464 to 2068 and encodes 534 amino acids. Gene Ontology annotation, cellular component: nucleus; cytoplasm. The record is from RefSeq and is a predicted model, not a curated record. Lineage: Eukaryota; Fungi; Ascomycota; Sordariomycetes; Xylariales; Xylariaceae. The transcript is spliced from 3 exons.